Molecule: messenger RNA, 722 nt
Organism: Thelazia callipaeda (thelaziosis nematode)
Lineage: Eukaryota; Metazoa; Nematoda; Chromadorea; Rhabditida; Thelaziidae
Source: the annotation of a GenBank genome assembly
AUGAUGCCUGAGGAGGUGGAAGCAAGUGGAAAAAAUGUAAGGUUCUCCACACCACUUUCAGAAGUCAUGGCAUUCUGGAGCCAGGGCACCACAACAGAAGUGUGGCGUCAGCAAAAGCGCCCUUUCAACGUGAAGUUGGACCUGCACUACUGCGCAAAAUUGCAUCGUCGUAGGUGCAGUGCAUCCUCAUCUGGUGCUGCACAUUCAACGACUCGCUCUGCUCCGGUUUAUAAGGCCCCAAACCUCAUGGAGUAUCCCGGCCUACAAAAGAAGUUACGGGUACCUGUAAAGUACCCGUAUAUCGUGCGAGAUGGCGCACUAGUGAAUUCACUUGCAAACCGUAAUCUGGCCAAUUGCCCGCUGUUGCGAAGCGAAUCGUUUGCAACAGUUGGGGCUUGGAAGUUUCAUGUGGUGCACACAGCAGCGCACUCUCUCGAUGGUAAUUGUUUAAUGAGGGUGCAACAGCAACUGCAGGAACAGAUUACACCAAUUAUCACGAUAAUCCGACAGUUGUGCUAUACACAUGGCAUGACCAACAUGGAUUGGAAUCGCAUAACUGCACCAUAUGCGCGAAGUAAUGAGGCCGGAUUUGGUGAAAAUUAUUCGGCCACAUUAGUUACUGCUCAAGUUUGUCAACAACCGGUUCUACCUACAACCAAUUGUAACAAAUAUUUUGGUGAAGAAUUAAGUGAUAGCAGCAGUAAGUCAGAGACAAGGUAAUU